AUUCAGCAUUUGGAAGACUCGAGACACAUGAAAAUAUUUUUUGCAAUUUCUCGAAUGUUAUUGUAAUUUAAAUUUUACCACUAUUGUGUAUAUUUUAAAAAUUAUACUUACUUCCUACUAUCCCUUAAGUCUUCAGUGUUGCAAAACGAACUUUCUGUAAGUUUGUUACAUUACGAACUCACAAUUUUUUUACUCCAGUUUCAUUGAUUGUCCAAAUGUGCUCUUAAUUUGCCAUCCAUUAAACACGAAUUCAAAUUACGUAAUUACGUAACACCCACCCACCUAUCCUCAUCUUCAUUUCACUUCGCCAGUGUAUCGAUUUUAUGAAACACAUUCAUUAACAAACCUCCAGCACGCGCACAGCACAGGGAGAAAAACAGUUAUACAAAAUCGCGAAGAAAGCAGACCAUCCUUUUGCACAAAUCGCGAUCGUAACCGUGCAUUACGCGGUUUCACCUCACUGAUGUCACUGUCACAUUGCCUCAUCCAUCCGUCAAUCCGUUCCUACGGCCCCCUUGGUACGCACCAGCGUAUGGUGCGUGUGCUUCAUACCCGAUGUCCCGAUGUCCGGGGUGGUGAUUCGCUCCUCUGCAUGCCUAAGUCAACCAAUUUCCUGCCAAUGUGAGUGCAUCGAACGAAAAUCGAAAGUCGAUCAGGCCAGACUUUCCAGGGCAGCAGACUGAUGGGACACAUGCACAAUUACCGACGUUCCUCUUUCUUUUGCGUUUGCGUCGUGUUGAUGCCAUUUCGCACAUUAAUGGUGCCCCAGAGUUCUGUAGGUUAGCUUCUGGUUGGGAAGCUUUUUUCCCGUUUCGGAGAUUCGGAUUAUCCAAUUUAACCAACCGUGAUGUCAUCGAGAGAGCAAAAAAUGAUGGCAUAUUAUUACUUCAUCGUCAGUCAGUAUAGGUGGCAUGGUGAAUCACUUCAUAAGAACACAGUGAACUGGUACGAGAAAGCUUGUAAUGUUGUUAGCGGGCGGAUGUCACCGUUCCAUUAUUUCAGUUACGUUGACAGGUCUCAGUUGUGUGUAAAAAGCCCAGUAAAACAUAAUUUCAUUUCGUGCUUUCCUUCUUCCCUAUCCAAUCUCAUUGAUUGUAUCGUAAUUUUGGCAUUAAAAGUUCCUACCGAACAUUACCGUGAGUUCCUGGCCAAUACUGCAAGCAACCGUUCGGAAUUAGUUCGACCCCAAACAGUUGACUUCCUUCGCUAAUAAGGUCACAACCUUUAGUUCAGCAUCCGUUCGGAAAGCUCAUUUAGGGUAGCAAAAAGCACGAUCAGAGCGAACCAUUAAAAAUAUAUAGCCUUAUUGAGCAACUACAGGCAAAGACUAUUAGACAACCUAGUGGCACCUGGACACGCACCGUAGGUUAAAGAAGGCAAUUGAGUAGGCGUGUUAUGGUGCAAAAAUGCUCCAUUAUGCGAAGGUCAAAUACUCCAUUGCGGUGAUUUAAAAGUAGUAGUUACACUGAAGAUAUCUGAUUAGAACAACACCACUGGAGUGCUUCUAGCAUCUACACAGCUGCAAGUCUUGAACCUUGAGUGGCAUGCGGAAAUUAUAAUAAUAACGGUCGAAUUAAAACAUGAAUUAUGUUCUAUCGUUUACAUAGCCAGUCUUUACAGCGCCUGGUAUCAGGUUUCAGUGGCAAGAUAAACGCCACCAUUUCAUCGAACUAGCAAUUUCAACCCUGGGCAAUGUCUUAAUCUUGCCGUAACGCGUACUAACCACGCAAAGCCAAACCGCGCUGGUCAGAAUUCGUUUCGAACGGAGUUCAAGAAACCUCAACUAGCUAGCAUAAACGCGCUCUGUUAUUAGUAUGUCACCUGCAAAGCAAAAAUCGAGCGGUGGAAAAUUCCACCGAGAUCGUGUCCCGAUCAAACACCUUCCGGCCCGUUACCGGCCACCUAACUUACCUACCAGUUCUAGUGAUCGGAUCGUACGAUCGAGUUCUUCGCACCGCAACAUGGAGCAACUGUUUGCAAAAAAAAGGAAAGAAAAAAUGGGAUCAAUCUAGCAGCUGGACGACCUUCGAGUAGAUAUGUAGUGUGCAAAAAAAACCCCCGCUGUAACGACCAGUUAAGCAAGCAAACUAAAUCAAGCGUGUUCGUAUGUGUGAGGAACGUAUAGACAGGAGCUACUUUUACUUCCUGAAUUAUUCCGUCCGUACCAGCCCAUAUCGAAUAACGAUUGUUUUAUUAAUGGCGGUUUGACAUCCACAUCUGCGAUCGUCUGAUCGGUGAUCAUUAGCGUACCAUGGGAAAAGAUUCCUUGGGGAUUGACUUCAUGUUCGUCGUGUUCUUUGAAUGUCUUUUAGAACGUGUAAAAGCGCCAUCUACUCUGUCACGCACAAUCUGCUCACUUCUGGAAAGCCUUGGACUUUAGAUAUGUCUGUUCCAGGUUAAUUCCUUCUUGGUCAUAUCAUGGAUGACAUUCAAGGCGAUCAAAAUCGGACGUCAACAUCAAGUCACUGUGUACACACGGCAUGGCAUGUUUUUUUCCUGCCCGAUUCCCCUCGUCUACAGGCGAAUUUCGCAUGAUGAGCUGCGUCUGACCUAAAAAUGGAGCACUCGGAAUCGGUAACAAAGUAGUGAAAAGCAAGUGGCCGACCCGCACGCGCUACCAGCAUGACCGUCGGUAGCCGGUUUGCAGCGUAAAGUGGGCCAAAAACCAUGUUCCGCUACGACCGGGCCGACCUAUCUAGGACAUUUGGGGGAGGUACACCAGUAAAUGCUUGAAGAAAAAAAAACCAUCGCUUUGCGCAUUGCGCCUGACCUUCAAACUUGUUUCGGUGCUGUUAAUAACAACCUUUUGCAGUCAAUCAAUAAAUAACAAGUGUCCGUGGCCGAUGCAUUCAUCCCGCGGUCCGGAUAGAUGUCUACAUUUUUAAAAUCCCAAUGCGGGAUGGUAUUUUUUGUUGUUGCUGCUGUUGUUGUAGAUGAUCGGGAACAGUUGAUUGAUGCUAGGCCCCGAUUUAUCAUCAAUCUGGUACAUGAGAUACUAUAAUACCCAGGCACUGUUGGAUGCUACACGAGCCACAGGGUGGUGCGUGUUGCUGGUAGAAAUGGCUUUGUAGUACAACUUCCUGAUCUACACGAUCUACGAACCACUGGGCAAUUUUUGGCGUGGGGCGAAGAAGAUUAAUUGAUCGACCUGCCCGGAUCACUAUGCCCGGUUGUAAGGUGGUGGAUUGACUUAUUAUGCCUCACAGCUUUUGGUGGGAAUUAUUUAUGAUCCCGGUCACAAUGGUGUCGUGUUUUCUAUUGUGAUGUCGCACUGUGGCCGGCCUAUAAUUAUAGCAGAAUCAGGACCUUUUCGCUACAUCCGUGAGUGUGGUGAACAUCAGUUUGGGACUGAAAUUGGGACCAGGGAUGAUACUCCUAAAUGGACAAUAACAUUAUCAAAACAGCUAACGGGUCGAGGCAUUCAUUACCAUCCUAUUACGUUUUAUUAGGUGAUAGACUAAUAAAUCUCUUCCGUUUAACCUUUACCCAUGUGUAGUACCCGAGUGUUUGGCCCUAUUAUAGGCUCAUCCAAUUUUGCUUAAACCUCUACCUUCAUCAAUCACACCCUUCGAGGAAUUUCGAAUCAAACAAUUCGAGGUUACGUUCGAGAUGUACCUUUUCUUUAUUUUUUGUUUUGCUCGCUUCACUUCAACCAUCAGCAGACAUUAAUCGUUUUUUUCGAUCUUCAAAACGAUCGAAUUAAGUGUGAGUGGCCACAUACCCUGCAAUUAUCACCCUGUACCUGAACGACGUGCGUCUUAGUCUAUCGGGCUCGAACUCGCUUGAAACAAUGGCACGAUCUUCACAUCUCACCUCGGUGAGCUCUUCGAGCGAUUCAUCUACAUAGAAAUACAUAAUUAGUCUGAAGGAUUUUUGGUUGUUUGUUUUUCGAACCACUAGUAGCAUCAUAUCGCUAUGCAGAUCUGAAGUGAAGAAGUGACCUCGUAAAUAUAUCAUCUCAUUAUUCGAUGGCGCCAACAUAAGCGAUUGGUUCAAUUGCGACGCACUCGAUGGUGUGUGACCCUUCCGUGUAGCUUGCCGCAUGUUUCGAGGGCAAGGUUCUAUCCGGUCCUUUUCGUACGUAAAGGUCAAUCCAAUCAAUCAAUACGGAUUCACACUAACCACACCUCGUGGAGCUGUGAACUGUUUUUUUUUCCUGGGCGUGUAUUUUCCUGACAUAGACCUCGAAUCGUCGUAUCGACCCAUCUUCAUGUGAUGACGGUGUUAGAAAACUUACCACAUUGUUAGUACACUAAUUUGAUUCUCCAACGAUCUGCUCCCCAAAAAGGUACAAGAUUGGCUUUUGUGGAUUGGCGCUGGAUGACGGCGACAUGUCACGCUGCCAUGUAGCUAAAGUAGGCAAUCCACAUCCUUGACAUUUGCUUUCCGAAGCACCAACAAGUAGCAUAAGUGUGCAAGGUUUUCUGCACCUACCAUGCCGAACGUUCGGCACGUCAACGUGUUUUAACGCUUUUUUAUAUGCGACCUGUUAAGAUGAUUGUUUUCAUUGUUCGAUUUUAUAUCGAAAUUCCCGUCCUUUCCGUCGGCACGAUCAUCACACCGUGGUGGGCUUCUGUAUGCAAUUACCUUCGUAAAAGCUUCCGACGCGUGCCAAACAACGCGCAUUCUGCCCGCAAAAGAAUGCACCACCAACAUUUACGCUUUAAGGUGCGAACAGAUCGAAUCGAAUGGCAAAACAGAACAGGAACGCUUCCAUCGAUCGGCCAACAUGUUCCGCUCGGUUAAACGUAGAAGGGCAAACUAGACGAUCCCUCGUUGGAUGACUGUGGAGCAGAACAUUAGCGAAGCUUACGAAACCAUCCCACGGGUGUGGACAAAUAUGUUCAUACUUAUUGGAAGACACGCUCGACACACAAUCGUACCAGCAAUUAGCUUUUGGCGGGAAUUGUUUUGCAAAAUGUAAUUCAAUUCGGAGCGAACGGUAGGCGUCGCGGCCUUGGGCUGGAAGCUAAAGCUGUUUAUACACAUCAAGUUGCAGACUUCCUUCAUAAAUAUUUCAACUCGAAUGAACUGGCGCAAGACUGGCAGCAUAAAUUAUCGAUCUUGGUGUCAUGUGCGAAGGUAGCGUUUGUCGUUGUGUGGUCGAGUCGGGUUUGGAAUGUUGACGCGUUUGACGCGUUUAAAUAAAACCAACUGAUUAAACCGAUUCUGCUGCGGUGGAUCAGCUCGAGGCGUCAGUCGUGCAGCGCAUCCGGAUAAAAUAAAAAUGUUCGCUUUAUUGCUUGUUAACAGGUGAUAAAGCUAAUUUUAAGCUUAGAGAGACUUGUUUUUUUUUUCUUCAAAUGUUUGGCCGAAAUCGAAUGAGGCGCCAGUCUUAUGAUACACUAACCUCACAUUACACACUCCGGAUAGCAAAACCAUGCCGUAUCGGAAGGGUGAGAAGUUAAUGAAAAAUGUACCUAAUAAUAGCGUUAUGAUAAAAAUCGCUAAAAUUAACCUAAUCGUUAAUUCACACUUGUUGCAUCCUGAAGUUUGAGGGUGGCGAGGUACCGAACACUUAAGAUGCUCCGUUACUUGCACGUUUUUAUUCUCCACACCAGGCGGUAAACAUUUACGAUCAUCAUUAGCGAUAAGUGACGGUUCCUACCAAACCACAUUAACUCGUUCCUGUGUUUAGGGGUAAAACCUCCCCUCCCCCCCACAACUUGAUGCAUCUUUUGUGCAAAGGAAGAAGAAAGAAAAAACAGUUUGUUGAACUCGCCCCCGUCAUCAAAACGGGUCGGGGUUUUGAAAGCAAGAUGCCGCUCACAAACGGUUAUGCUCCAGAGAAAACUCACCAUAACCAUAAAUGCGAUGUGCCGUGGUUUGCCUUAUAAAAUCAUCCAAGUUAGCCAGAGUGUCGGGGAUUUCUACUAACAUACUCACACACAUUUUCCCCACGUGGUACUCCGCACGAGCUUUGCGAUCAUCCGGUACGCCUGGCGGCUUUGCACUCCCUGUCUGUGUUGGUGUUUUUUUGCUGUUUUUGUUUUCCCUUCAGUGCGAAUUUUCUCCAUCAUCGGCAACAUGAUCGUUACCGGGCCGUCAUCAUGGCGCUUGAAGAUGCGCUACGUCUAAGUAGCUUCAAAUCAUACGCUUAAAGUAAGCUGCACCUUUGCUUGGAAGCAUGAAAAAUUGGAAAACUCGUCUGCCGGACAGCAUGUGUACUGGUUAUUGUCUUUUUCCUGCCUGUCUGUCUGUUUCGAAACACCAACCACCGCCAUCCGUUUCGUACUGUGCGUGUUGCUAUUGGUGAUAAACAUCAACUUCUACAAGUAAAAGACGAGUGACAACGAUGAGAGAAAAGCGCCGUAGAUGAAGAUCGUUAUGUCAAAAUGCAAAAAAAAGGCAGAAUUUUCCCUUUUACCGGAACCCGGAUUUUACUCGUUUGGCAAGCGGAAGUGAGCAUUAAUGUUCAUCUUUUUCCAACAUACCCGCAAUGAAUGAAUUGUCUGGCCGUGUUGAUUGGCAUCUUUCGCAUCAGAUUUCGCUCAGAUCUUCCGAUUCGGUUUGCUGGUCCGCGUAGGCAAACUUUCGCCUUUUUCCGUUAAAAUAACGGCCACUUGGAAAGGGUUGGUGUACCUGUACUGUUUUACUAGUAGUACAUUAGUUCCAGUUUUUUUUGGGGGAAUAUUCGUACCAUGAUGCUACUUUUCUCAAUUGUGCUUUUAGUUUUUAUCUCAACGAUCUGUAUGGAGAUUAUUAAAACAAAAACAUCGGUUUGUUUGCUACUAGUUUUACCCGAGAUGGUUAUUUUAUUUUGCAAAAGAAAAUUAAAAAAAAAACACCAUUCUCCCCCCAGUAGCUGUUGAUACAACUGGGAUCGCUAGGUGUAUGCAUUCAUAAACUUCAUACUUUUAUGGAGAUUGGUUGGUUCGUUAAAAAACAAUUAGUUGCCUAAUCGCUGUAUGUGACAUUCGUGCACAUAGUCCGGAACUGUCUGUACACUACUGGAGAUGAGUGCUUGCGUGCGUGACAAGAUCGUACACUGUGCUGAUUGCUGAUCAGCUAAUGAAAUGGUCCAGUUGUUCAGUGUGCAAACAUUUGGAUGAUGAUGAUGAUGCAAGGUAUGUCAUUUCGCAGGCAAAAUGUUGCGAUCCGUUCGGAAAGAUACAUCGCAAACGAGUGAAAAUGACAUUUAAACAACGUUUGUUAUCGUUUUCCAUUCGUAAUUACAAUCAAUUGCAAUGCUGCUUUAUUGAAAAAUAGUGAUCAAGCAACGGUUUUAACUCUCAUUUACUAUCAAAAGUAAUGGAUUUAAUGGGAGCAUAAAUAUUAUUUGAGGCUUUUCUCUUUUCCCAAUUUUUUUCCAAAAUAUUUUUUUAAGCUUUAAAGUAGAUUUGUUUUAAAAAUCAUGUAUAAAAAGCGGGUCUGAUUUGAACCACAUCAACCUCUAGAAAUAGUUAAUUACGAUCGCGAUACAAUCUCGAACACAAUUGCACUUGUAAUUUGGUAUGGAUGAUAAAACAAAGACACGGCCAGUUAGUGUUCAGCCAUGGCUGGAAACGUAGCGUUGCGUUUGAUUCUGACGCUGGUUAUAUUCACUGUUCACGUUUUAUGUGCCAAAAAGCCGGCUGAAAUUUUGCGUCAUUCGGUCACACGACACGGUUAUCCGGUAGAGCUCCAUAAAGUCACCACUCAGGAUGGAUACAUUUUGUCGCUGGUACGAAUUCCCGGCAAGUCCGAUAAAGCACCGGUACUGAUUGUGCACGGAUUGCUCAGCUCCUCGGUAGAUUGGACCGUACAAGGACCGGACAAGUCAAUCUCUUUCAUUGCCGCGGACGAAGGUUAUGACGUUUGGUUGGGCAAUGUGCGCGGCAACACGUUCUCGAAAGAACACAAAACCUUCAGCAGUAAGGAUCGGGAAUAUUGGCAGUUUAGUUUCCACGAGAUCGGAAUGUACGAUAUUCCCGCUAUGGUGGACUACAUUCGGAGUAACACUUCUUCCGACACCGUACACUACAUCGGACACUCACAAGGUGGUACAGUGUUCCUGGUGAUGGCAAGCAUGCGUCCAGCGUACAACAAAAAGUUCGCAAGUGUUCAUUUGUUGGCACCGGCCGCCUAUAUCUAUCAUGCUACAUCGCCGGCUGUUGAUUUUGCCAGUCGCAUCGAUGAGCUGGAAAUGUUUGCAAAGUUAACGCGAAGUUACGAGAUCGGUGGACGUGGUCCAGGUUCGUCGAUGGAUCUAGUGUACGCUGGACAUAAGACGGGUCUGGUACCGACGAGUUUGGUGCUAACGAACAUCUGGUACCUGGUGGGUGUACACGAUUCCAUCAAUCGUACAGUUUUGGGUGAAAUAUUAGCCAACACACCGGCCGGUUGCUCCGUCUAUCAGUUACUACACUUCGGACAAAAUUAUUUGGCCAAAGCGUUCCAACUGUAUGACUACGGACGGGUCGCUAAUAUGCAGCGCUAUGGCGCGAAAAUACCACCGGAAUAUCCGCUUCACAAUGUGACCGCACCGAUCAUGCUGUACUACAGUGCAGGGGAUAACUUUGUACCGCCGGAGGAUGUGGAAGAGUUGGCUGACCAGCUGCCGAAUGUGGUACAUAAGCAUCGGAUUGGAUUGCGCAAGUGGAACCACAUCGAUUAUAUGUUCGACGCAAGCGCUCAUCGACUUUAUCGAAUGAUUGUUGCUUCGCUGAGAAAUCAAUCUACGGAUGAAAACCGCUCGCAAGUGACACAUUGAGUAGUUAGUACUAUGGACUAAAAUAAAUUGAAAAAAACCUUGGGAUCUCUAUAGG
Messenger RNA from Anopheles funestus (African malaria mosquito), 8747 nucleotides. Its product is annotated as lipase 3-like. The transcript has 2 exons. Gene Ontology annotation, molecular function: hydrolase activity, acting on ester bonds. NCBI's taxonomy places the organism in Eukaryota, Metazoa, Arthropoda, Insecta, Diptera, Culicidae. The record is from RefSeq and is a predicted model, not a curated record. The coding region runs from base 7496 to 8692 and encodes 398 amino acids.